This is a messenger RNA of Fusarium sp. VM40, 1011 nucleotides long. Lineage: Eukaryota; Fungi; Ascomycota; Sordariomycetes; Hypocreales; Nectriaceae. The record is from the annotation of a GenBank genome assembly.
AUGAAUUCUACACUCCUUUUCGACAGUCUGACCGAUAAAGCCCGCAAGAUCUUCGAUUUUGCUAACGCAAUUGGUCGUAGUAACCAAUAUGGACCAGUUGUCCGUGCUGGCCUCAUGGUUUCGGCUGCUGCGUUGUCUGUUCGCGCUGUGAACAGAUUCUUGAACGACAGAGCCCUAAAUCAUGGAACGAAGGCCUCUUUCGACUGGUCUCAAGAGAUCGUCAUCGUCACUGGCGGAUCGGGGGGCAUCGGAGGCGAAACAGUCAAGCGUCUCGCUGCCGCAGGAACGACAGUAGUCGUUCUGGAUAUCCUCCCUCUCUCUUUCCAAAAACCAAGUAACGUUCACUACUACAAGUGUGACCUAACGAGUUUUGAAGAGCUUAAAGCUGUGGCUGCAAAACUUCGAAUUGAAGUUGGUGAGCCAACUAUAAUCGUCGCCAAUGCUGGUAUAUGCCGUGGGAAGCCAAUUCUUAAUGCUGAGGAAAGGGAUAUUGAACUUACCUUUGGCGUGAAUACAUUGGGUCUUCUUUGGACAGCCAAGACCUUCCUCCCGUCUCUCGCCUCGCACAACCAUGGCCACUUCCUGAUAGUAGCUUCGCAAACCAGCUACUUGGCCACAGCUGGCGCGACCGACUACUGUGCCAGUAAGGCAGCAGCAUUGGCCAUUUACGAGGGAUUGCAUUCUGAAGUCAAGCAUGUGUAUAAGUCACCUGCUGUUCGGGUGUCGUGCGUUUGCCCAAGUCAUGUUCAGACUGCCAUGUUCACUGGAAUCAAGAAUGUACCGGGCAUGGCAAGUAUCACGCCUCAGACUUUGGCAGCGACGAUUGAAAGCAUUCUUAAGAGCGGCCGGGCCCACAACCUCACCGUACCCAGCUCUGUAGGAAUCUCCACCUUGAUCAGGGCACUUCCUGAUUGGAUACGAGUGUUGGUCCAGGAUCUUUCUGCAACCGCUUUUAGCAGCUUGAAACCGCGUGAUGAAGUUGCGCAAAGGUCCAAGUCUAGCGGUAUGUAG